AUGAAGAGCCAGCUCCUCCCCUUCAUCCAUCCUGAGCACUGGCAAGCCGCCAUCGCGUACUGCGCCCGCGUAUUCAUCACUUUGGUCCCGACUCUUCACUCCGAUCUCACCGACCACAAAGAGUUCAUGGCCAUCCUGGCGCAGUUUGAGGCGGGCUUGUUCGGGGCCGACGCCGCGCAUGGGCAGCUUGAGGCUCUCUUCGGCAUCAAGAAUGUCGAGCUGACGGAGGGCUUUGAGCGCUUCUAUGACAUCUCGGCGGUCCAGGUCGCAGCGAGGGCGAGGACUAGCGCAUUCAAAGCAGCUUGCGCAGCGGCUAUGGUGCCGUACGCACUGGCUCCAUCGGGCUUUGAGGGAAUGGGCACGGCUCCGCAGGGGGUCGACUUCGGAGCUGGCGGUGGUCUGGCUCGCGAUGCUAGGGGGAUGGCACCAGCAGCAGCGCCACCAAGCUGGUUGGAUCAGGGAGCUGGCGUGCUGGUUACGCCGCCGCCACUACCGCGGAGCCUCCAGCAUGCUGACGACUUCAAGCACGGCACCGCUCCGCCGCCCGAUAUGGCGCCACGCGCCUCGCAGGCCCCUCCCGCCCCCGCGCUGCCGCCGCAUAAGAAGCUCUUUACCCAUGCCAUAUGCGGCAAGACGUUCACGGCCAAGUACUACGUCAAGCGCCACCACUUUGGCGCUGGGAAGGGGAAAUACGGGUGCUGGCACGUCAAUGGGGAGCCGCCUAUUCCAUGGGACUACGGUUUGCCGCAGUAG
Messenger RNA from Coniosporium apollinis CBS 100218, 753 nucleotides. RefSeq lists its product as uncharacterized. Bases 1 to 753 code for a protein of 250 amino acids. The transcript has 4 exons. The record is from RefSeq and is a predicted model, not a curated record. Lineage: Eukaryota; Fungi; Ascomycota; Dothideomycetes.